AUGGAUCCCGUGAGUCCUCUUUACUGUUACUCUUAGAUUAUUGAUCUUGAGAUUGUUUUACAAUCAGCAGGACCCAAACAAGGCCAGAAACUUAUAAGCAUCAAUAGGUCUCUUUGGGAAGCGGUGUAUCAGCUAGGAAAAAAACACAUUUUGUAUGUGUCGCUAUUGCAUGCUGGACUUUUAUCUUUUUCUCUUGCUUUGGGGUUCUUGAAAAUCUAUUCUUGGUGCAUCGUUAGUAGGGCUGUCCUCUGUUGUUGAUGAUGGUGUGCUAUCCAUACAGUUGUGCUUUCUAGCAUAAAGGGUCUCUGCCCCGCAGAGCUUACAAUCAAACGUCUACCUGUGGGAGAGAUAAGUGUAAUUUAGGAGGCGGAUGUAUGCCGAUGCAGUUCAGCAUACUCAAAAAGUCUUUCUAGAAGGGGUGGGUGUUGAGGCUUCACAGAAAAGGCAAGAUUUGAAGAGGGCUUGGAAAUGUGUGUUUGAGAAAAAAAAUCUCCAAAUGAAUCUGAACUUCAAUGUCUAAAAUCCCUGGUAGAGGACAAGGAUCCUGAGAUCACGUUAAGGGUGGCCAAAUUCUCUGCGAUUGCCAUAAAACCUAAGGAACAAGCUGUGCUAUUAUAAUGAUUAAGGUUUUAAAUGAUAAUUUUAGGUUAUAUGUUAGUGAUUAAGUUUUAAUUUUUAUAUAUUUUUAACUGUUCCUAUAUCUGUAUUGUCCCUGUUAUACCUCAUUGCAAAUUCAAAUGUACCCCUAACGUGUUUCAUGAUUUCCUUGAUAUUGUAUGUGGGCUGGAACUGGUCUGUGACCAAAAUAAUAAAAUUCAUUCAUUCAUGUGUUUGAGUGGGUAUGCAAAAAAUAAUAAUCUGUGGUUUGUUUACAGCGUCUUUAGGCUUCCCUAUAAGAGUUAGUGGAAGCAGCACUUUUAAUUGGAGGUUUAACAUGGGAAUAACAUGGCAGGAGGGAGAAGUAAUUGCUUGCUUUGUGGGACUAGCAAGCUGCUAGUCUUAAAGAUCUGGCAAGCCUUGGAUUCCCAACACUGUCUGUAGCAAAUGAAAUUCUCCGUGCUUCUGCCUAUUGAUUUAUUGGCGACUCUUUCCUCUUAUCCUGUCCCAUAGGUAUUAGGAAGUGCCCUCAUUGAUCCAUGGACCCGGUUUCACGCCAAGCCAAUGAAUGUAAGAGCCUUCACUUUCUUGCCCCUUUCCCUCCUAAAUCUCAUCAUUCCACCAUCGCAGCUGAAGACGUGUUUCCCUCUUCCCUAGGGGCUGGUUGCGACGGAUUUUGUCCUUAUGCACGGAGACACUGUCCAAGUGAAAGGGAGGAUCUCGUCGGAUGCCAAAGAGUAAGUUGAGAAGGAGGAAAGCGUCCUGAGACUCUUGUGGUGCAUUCAUAUUACUGCUUUGGAGUACAGAGAAGUUGCUAUCUCACCUGCUUGCCCCCCAAGCUGUUCAUAUCAGCAUGGCUUCAGUUAGUAUAAUAGGUAAAGGUAAAGGGACCCCUGACCAUUAGGUCCAGUCAUGACCGACUCUGGGGUUGCGGCGCUCAUCUUGCUUUACUGGCCAAGAGAGCCGGCGUACAGCUUCUGGGUCAUGUGGCCAGCAUGACUAAGCUGCUUCUGGCGAACCAGAGCAGUGCACGGAAAUGCCGUUUCCCUUCCCGCCAGAGCGGUACCUAUUUAUCUACUUGCACUUUGAUGUGCUUUCAAACUCCUAGGUUGGCAGGAGCAGGGACCGAGCAACGGGAGCUCGCCCCGUCGCGGCAAUUCGAACCGCCGACCUUCUGAUCGGCAAGUUCUAGGCUCUGUGGUUUAACUCACAGUCCCAGGAUGGAGUGUGGAGAAUCCUAUAUUGCACACUUUGUGACUCCUGUUGCACGACAGGGCUCUCCAAACUCUGAUCUGUGAGCUUCGUUCAGGUGGCCCUCAGCCUGUCAGCAAAAACACAAUUCAAAAUCCUACAGCAUCUGUUGCAGCACAUUACAACACGCAGGAAAAAAAUCACUAAGUUCUCAAUGUGGACCUGCAGUGAUUCUCAAGUGACCCAUGGAGGGAGGGGAAAUGUUGGGAUACCACUGUGUUCAGGCACUUAAGAGCCAUGGGCGAAGGAAGCAGAUUUGGGGGUCUAUCCUGCCACCCCAACAGUCUAUAUCAGGGUUUCCAUAAUUUGGGUCUCCAGCUGUUUUUGGAUUCCCAUCAUCCCUAGCUAGCAGGACCUAUGAGUGAUAAUUGUAGUCCAAAAACACCUGGAGACCCAAGUUUGGGAAACUCUGGUCUAUACAGUGGUAUCUUGGCCUUCAUACACUUCUGGUUACAGACUCCGCUAACCCAGAAAUAGUGCUUCAGGUUAAGAACUUUGCUUCAGGAUAAGAACAGAAAUCGUGCUCUGGCAGCGCAGCGGCAGCAGGAGGCCCCAUUAGCUAAAGUGGUGCUUCGGGUUAAGAACAGUUUCAGGUUAAGAACAGAUCUCCGGAACGAAUUAAAUACUUAACCCGAGGUACCACUGUAUGCUGCACUAGGUUGCUAAUUCCUGUGUGAUUCUGUUGCAUCCAUGAGCAAUAGAACCAGGCUUUAUUUCUAUUUAUUUUUAAAGCUACUGUUCUCAUGAAGCCCAAAUACAGCACUAAAUGCUCUCACUGUUUGGCAUACAGGUAAGAUGCCCAGGAGAGGGGCUGCAUAGUUGUUGUUUGUUUAUACAGAAGUCCAGGAAGCCUUAACCUCCACGCUCUUGUUUUCCAUCCUCUUCAAGUUUUGUCGUGAAUCUGGGCCGUGAUCGCAACAACCUCGUUCUUCACUUCAACCCCCGCUUUGACUACCAGACGGACGAGAACACCAUUUUGAACACCAUCGUGUGCAACUCCUUGCAGGACAGCGUCUGGGGGAAAGAACAGAGAAUCACCGAUUUCCCUUUUGAACAAGGUGCCAAAGUUCAGGUGAGGGUGUGGCAGUCUUAUCCAAGGUCUGUGUGCGAAUGGAGCAGGCAAGGGAGUGGCUCCUCUGCAGAGGACAUGAGUUGGGAGGCCUGCAGCCUUCAUGCAAGGGCCUUUUCGGUAGUGGCACCCGCCCUGUGGAACACUCUCCCACCAGAUGUCAAAGAGAACAACUACCAGACUUUUAGAAGACAUCUGAAGGCAGCCCUGUUUAGGGAAGCUUUUAACGUUUGAUGCAUUACUGUAUUUUAAUAUUUUGUUGAAAGCCACCCAGAGUGGCUGGGGAAGCCCAGCCAGAUGGGCGGGGUAUAAAUAAUAAAAUUAUUAUUAUUAUUGUACUCCUAUCGACCCCAGCCAGUAUGGCCAAUGAUCAGGCAUGGGAGCAAUACCUGAACAUCUGGAAGACCCCAGGUAUCUUUUCCUUAGAGCAGGCACCCCCAACUCAGCCCCCCAGAUGUUUUGGGACUACAACUCCCAUCAUCCCUAGCUAGCAGGACCAGUGGUCAGGGAUGAUGGGAACUGUAGUCCCAAAACAUCUGGAGGGCCGAGUUUGGGGCUACCUGCCUUAGAGGGUGUGGAAGGAAGACCUUCCUCCUUUCAAAAAUGCAGUUUAUAUGUGUAGAACUGGAAUGCAGGUGUCUGAAGACUGGCUUGACUGAAUAAGACUUCUGUGCUUUUAUUUUUUAAAAAAUAUGUGCACAGGCCAGCUCACCUUUGCCUAUAAAAAAACUAGCAUGUAAGGAUUCUAGCCUGGCCCUCCUGAGAAGCUAGUUUUCUGCACACAGGUUCUUUCCCUCCUGUGAUUCUAUCUCUAGCUCUGCAUUCUGUACCAGCUCCACUCCAAGCUUGGAGGAGGCCCUGCAAAAUAAAAAAUAUAGAUGGAGGUAAUUUUUAUGCAAAUUAUGCAUCUUCAGUACAAAUGAGCAACUCUGUCUUAAUUCUGGGUGUAUAUCAGUUUGCAUCUGGCCUGAGCAAACACUGUAGCUGCAGUGAGGCUGCUCAUUGGGAGAAUUCUGUGUGCAAAAUGCAAGGCUGCUACAGUGGCUUGGGCGAUACCUUCUGUUGUUCUAAUAGAAUUGUAGAGUUGGAAGGGAGACUGAGGGUCAUCUAGUCCAACCCCCUACAAUGCAGGAAUCUUUGUGUAACAUUUUGUGUAGCGAGCAUUUUCACAAGUUUAAACAUUAAUAUGGUACACCCCUCUCCCCAUCUUAUCCUGUUUGUAACAUGAGGGAUUAAGUCCAGGGGUCAGUAAACUUUUUCAGCAGGGGGCCGGUCCACUGUCCCUCAGACCUUGUGGGGGGCUGGACUAUAUUUUUUGGGGGGGGGAUGAACGAAUUCCUAUGCCCCACAAAUAACCCAGAGAUGCAUUUUAAAUAAAAGGACACAUUCUACUCAUGUAAAAACACGCUGAUUCCCGGACCGCCAACAGGCCAGAUUUAGAAGGCAAUCCGGCCCCCGGGCCUUAGCUUGCCUACCCAUGGAUUAAGAUAACUCUGGUCCUUGGGCUCUGAAGUGCCUCAGACUCGGCUGAAAUGUAAAGCACUUGGGUAGAAGCAGCCUCAGACAGGAAAUGGAAAUGCUGAAUGCCCAAUGUCUAUGCAGUAGUUGCCAUUCCUUUUAGUCUUUGAGGGCAUGUAAAGUGUUUAGUGUCCUGAUUUUCUCACGACUCCUCCUCCUGCUUCUUCCAGCUUUCCUUCAUUUUUCUUUCUGCGGAGAUCAAGGUGAAGCUGGCAGAAGGUCACGAGUUCACCUUCCCCAACCGACUGGGCCUGAAGACCAUCAGCUACAUCAAGGUGGAAGGAGACUUCAGAAUCAGAGCCCUCAAAUUUCUCUAAUUUCGCCUUGCGUCCCUGUAGUCCUGCAACAAGUCUGAAUAAACUCAACUGUUCUUCCAAAACUGCCUGCGUGGUUUUAGUUUGUAACAGUCAGGGGAAAUAUUUUUGAGUCCAGGAGCCUCGUUCCCUACUGGAGAGCCUUCUGUGGCCCACAUGACCAUGGUGGGUGGAGCCAGAGGCAAAAGUGGGCGGGGCAACAAAUAUAAAUAUUGCCUUAGAACAGUAGGGUAUUUUCUAGGUAAAGGUAAAGGGACCCCUGACCAACUCUGGCCAACUCUGGGGUUGCGGCGCUCAUCUCGCUUUAUUGGCCGAGGGAGCCGACGUACAGCUUCCAGGUCAUGUGGCCAGCAUGACUAAGCCGCUUCUGGCGAACCAGAGCAGUGCAUGGAAACGCCGUUUACCUUCCCACUGGAGUGUUACCUAUUUAUCUACUUGCACUUUGAGGUGCUUUUGAACUGCUAGGUUGGCAGCAGCAGGGACCAAGCAACAGGAGCUCACCCCAUUGUGGGGAUUCGAACCACUGACCUUCUGAUCGGCAAGUCCUAGGCUCUGAGGUUUAACCCACAGCGCCACCCACGUCCCCUAGGCACACUCAAAACCCCCACUCACUUCUCCCUCUAGACCAGUCUCUCUCAACCUCUGGUCCCUGGCUGUUGUUGGGCUGCAAAUCCCAUCAUCUCUAGCUAGCAGAACCAGUGGUCAGGGGUGAUGGGAGUUAAGCCAAGGUUAAGAAAGGCUGGUCUAGACUCUAGACUGGUGGUUUUCAACCAGUGUGUUGUGGCACCCUGGGGUGCCUUGAAUGAUGGUUUGGGGUGCCAUGGGCAACACUGGCCUCUGUCCUUCUUUCCUUCUCUCCCUCCUUGAUGCCCUCUCAUGUCUCUGCCUCCCGAAGGCUUGCACGGCCGGUUGUUGUAGCAGCCCUGGCUGCAAGCUCCCCAGGUGAAUGGUUGCCUCUGGGGCUGGCCAGGGGGUUGCCAGGAGCCAAGGCGGCCUUGGAGUGAGCAAGCAAGUGGGCGUGGGAGCCCAGCCAUCUAGUCUGCCAGCCCUUGCUGUUGGGAACAGACAGACAAAAGGGAGGCAGGCAGUGUGCUGGUCUUUUUGUGCUUGCUGUGUGCAAGGCCUGCCUGGGAGCCGAGUGCCCGUUGCUGAAGCCUUUCUGCCACAACAAACAAUACAAGCAACACAGAGACCAGUAUACUAGAUAGCACUGUAAUUCUUAUUGCAUAAUAUACCGUAUUUUUCGCUCCAUAGGUCCGUACUUAACCUCCGAAACUGAAGGAAUUGUGUACAUCCAUGAAGCACUGCAGCUUUGAAGCCUGGAGAGUGAGGGCCGUGCACCAUGCCUCUCGCUCUCCAGGCUGCAGCAAUUUCUGCAGCCUUGCAAGCCCGGUGGAGUUCCCGCAGGCUCACAAGGCUUGCAGGCAAGCCUGCAGCCCGGUAGUGUCUGCAGGCUUGCGUGCCCAGCAGGAGGUCCUGCCUAACGCGAGGCUGAGGCGGUAGUGUCGCCCGGCACGGAGCCCUCAGAGGGUGCCCAUGCUUGCAAGUGUGCACAAGGCUGGGCGGCAGCCAGCUGGUGGACUAUUUUGUAUUCUCCCAGCAACUGUAAGUUCUAUGGACGGUGCCAUAGAACGAAAAAUACGGUACAUGAUUUAGUAACAAAAACAAAAUGUGUGCACUUGUAAAUUCUCUAAUAUAUUUGAAAUCAAUUGAACACACAUCUGUCAAUCUUUGAAAGUCCGCAGAAGUAUAAUAAGUCUAUGGUUGAAACAAAGUAAUGGAUGCUAUCCUGUGGGCUAAGCAGUAAAACUUUUUUUAGGCAUUUAUGGUGCCAAAGUAGUAGGUGAAUAAAAACGGACAGUGAUCCCGGAUAAUCUGACUGUUUCACUGGAAUCUUCUUCAGCACAACUACAAAAGAAUUCAAAUAUGAAACAAUGACCUCUGUACAUGAAAACUAUAUAAAUUUCACACAUUACAAGCCAUAUGCUACAACUAAAAUAAGAAGAACAAAGGUAUUCUGUAUUGAAGCCUUUCUGCCAUGCAGACCUGGCAGGGGCCACUGUUACCUCCCAAAGUGCUGGUCUUAUGUUAAUCUUUGGCCAGUCUCUGUUGGGUCACUAAGGCUGGGGACAUCCUCUUCCUAGGUCCCUGUGGGGCAAACCUCACUUUGGGGCAGGGGGGGUGCAGUUCAGAAACCAGGGAUGGUGGCAGCGACAGCCCAGAGGACUCCCAAGGAGAGGGGAGAAGAAGCUGAGGGAACACUCCACAAGGGAGGGUGUUUGAAAAAGGGUGAGAUGCAGGUAAGGGGUGAUAUAAUUCCUGAGCUCCACAUAGGUGCCACAGAAAGAAUGUAGUUGGUCAAGGGAGCUGUGGACUCAAAAAAGGUUGAAAACCUCUGCUCUAGACAAGCAGGUAGUAUUGGGCAAGAACACUUGGAGAUGUGAAAUCGGACCAGUGAGGGGUGUGUGGCUAGGAAACCUAUUGAGGGCCACACAAAGGAGUCUUGGGGACCACAUUUGGCUUUCUGGACUGAAGUUCCUCACCUGUAUUUUAUAAAAAUUGGUACAUCCUGCUGUCCUGCAUUUUCUGUGGAGAAAAGGGGAAAUUCUGGUGCCCUCUUCUAAAGUUGCCUGUGUCAAAAUGAUCUGAAAGCCUCUUUUGUUUGGUACCUAUUCUGAUGGGUUGUCCUGGCUGGCAGUUUAAAUCACAGGAUUUAAACAGUACAGGAGAGGUGCCCGUCCACAAAAGGGUUGCAAUCUCCAUGGCGUGAUGCACAUGUCUAUGUUUUGAAGCAAGAUCAUGGUAAUUCUUUGCACAUUUGGGACAGGUAAGUAAUCUAGAUGGACAAAAUCAUAAGCAACCAUUUACCAGGAAAGGCCACUGAGGAAGAUUUCCUGGGAGAUGGGAAAGGAAAAUAUAUUCAGAAGCCACAUAAUAUGUGCCGUCCCCUGACCCCUGCUGCAAUGACACAGUAGCUGCAGGCAAGAGCGAGAGGAUGCUAUGAGGAACUGUGACAUCACCCAAAACAGACACUUUGGGGCCUGAAACUUGAAUGGAAGAGGUCUAAAUGGUCUGCAUCCUCGACUGUAAUGAAAUUAGAAAGUUUUGGAAAAGGAUAUACAACGAGCUGAAGAAAAUGUUCCAUCUAACAUUUGUUAAAAAACCUGAAGCAUUUUUGUUAGGGAUUGCAGGAAAAGACCUGCCAAGGAAAGUGAAAAAUAUCUUUAUGUAUGUGACAACGGUGGCAAGAGUCUUAAUAGCACAAGGAUGGAAGAACGAGGAAAUCCCAUCUAAAGAAUUAUGGCAAGAGAAACUGAUGGACUACGCAGAAUUGGCAAAACUGACAUACAAACUAUGGGACAAGGAUAACUGUGACUUUAGGACUUCCGGGUUAGCGCCAUCGCCGAAUGGCGGACUCCCUCCGAGCUCCGGAGGGAGUCUGCUCAGCAGGGGCUGGGUCCUACCGCGCCGGCGACGCGGGGACCCUUAAAAACCACGGGCACGGAGUCCGUGGACCGGGGUGACUCGGCUUGCACCCUUAGCGCCCUCCCGACUCGUGACGGAGCCUGUUUAUAGGCGUCGGUUCGGGUGCCGGGAGUGGCGUGGUGCUUGAGUCCACUGCUUUCCCUGCCGAGCGCAGCCGCAUGCCAUUCGACGGAGAGCGCUGACUUCUUCUAUUGAAAAUUUGGACUAUUAACAACAACCCGUGAGUAAUUGGAAAUCGGGUUCAAAAUUUUGGAUUUGGCACGAGCGGGGCGAUUUAAAAGGAAGUCAAUCCCCCUAUUGUAAGCAUUCCAAAACAAGGACUGGGUAACCAAGGUCCAAAGGGAAGUAUGUCUCUGAUAAAAAUCAUUAAUUUCACGAUGGGAAAUUAUAAGAAAUGUGCUGGAGGAGAAGAGUGGAGGGUGAGAAGAAAAAUGCAACCCCCCCCCCUGGGAACCAGGGCGAUUCGUGGAGCCUGGUGAAGAGAGACGGAGACUUUGACAGCUGUCAAGGUGGCUGUCAAAGCUGGAGAAUAUAAAGAGGACUUUAUGAGGAUCUUGCUGGUUAAUUUUGUUACAAUUUGCUAUAAUAUGGAUAUAAACUGUUGGAAAAUAAGCAACAAUUUGACUUUUGGAUUAGAGGAUACAAAGUUAUUACAAUCCCCUAGAGGGGUUUCGGGAUACUACAAGAACGGUCGUAAGUGGAAAAAUACCCUGGGAUUCGCACAGGAUUUGUUAUCUUCUGGGAAAGCUGCAAAACUGAAAGAGUAUUUUGUCUACAGAGGAAGACAAUGGAAUUUUUAUUGAAGAAAGAAAGGGACUGGACGUAAGUUUUUGUUCCUGAAUAACAAACCUCUGCAGAGACACUAGAUUUCUGAAUUAGAAAGUUUUAGCAGCUGAACAGGACAAGAAACCUGAGAAAGUGAGGAAUAAGAAGAAUAAAGGACUGAUUACGACACGGAAAGAACAACGGGAGGAGUGGUAAAGAUCAAGGAAAUUAAAGGCCUUUGUUAGAUUGGACAUUUGAAGUCAAAUAUUAUUUAAAUUAAUAAACUAAAAGAAAACCGGCAAGAUGGAAUCGGGAGAAAUCUGGUCAUGAAAUGAGACUUCCAAGCUGAUAAUGUAUAGACUGAUGGACAUGGGGAAUUCAAACCGGGGAAGGGGGAGAUUUGAAAUCCAAAGGCUGUGUAACCAUUUUUGAAUUUUUCUAUAUCUCUUAUUGUUUAUUUCUUUACAUAACUUACGCAUGUUAUUUUAUUUUGAUCGGACGUGUUUAAAAAAAGGGAAUUUGUGGAAGGAAUUGGGGUGGAUCUUGGGGAAAAUCUUUUUUCUUUUUCUGUUAAUGAUGUGGGACGGUGGUAAGAUUUGUACAAUUCAAUCUGGAUAGUGGGUUAAACAAAUUAAGCUUUCAAAUUGGGAGUGAGAGCUUGUAGAACCAAAUUAAGGAAAGGGGAAUACACUCGGGGGAGGGGGAGUCCCAGAAAGUAGGGAAUGAAAGUAAGGCUUUUAAAUAUCUUUUUUCUUUUGUCUUUUUUCUUUGUAUUUUUAUAUUUUUGGAAACUUUAAUAAAUAUGAUUUAAAAAAAAAAAAAAGGAUAACUGUGACUUUAAAGAUGAAUGGGAACCUUUUACAAAGCACUUAAAGAAACAACAAAGUGAACUGAACUCCUUGGCAGGUUUUGAUUAAACAAUCACAAACUUUUUAUUGACAAUAGCCAGUCAGAUAAAUUAAGGAUCUAUACAAUUGUGUAGCAUGCAGAGAAUAACAUUUGUUGAUAAACCAGAGAGAGGCAGUGGUGUAGCGUGGGGGGUGCAGGGGGGCCCGGCCGCACCGGGCGCAACAUCUGGGGGUUAGGGUUAGGGGGCACAAAUCCACGGGUUAGGGGGCGCAAAUUACUUGCCUUGCCCCGGGUGCUGACAACCCACGCUACGCCACUGGAGAGAGGGAAAUCAGGGGGGAGGGUGGGUUACUUUAUGGGGAGGGGGAGGGGGGAAAUGGUGGGGGAAUUGAUAUGUCUUUUUUGAUAAAAUGUCUUGUUGAAAUUCCAAAUAAAUAAAUAUUUAAAAUAAAUAAAUGGUCUGCAUCCUCCAGACAUGCCUGGAGCUGUGCCACGAUUCUCUGCUUGAUUGCCUUGCCCAGGAAUAGAAUACUGGAGACUGGGCAACAGUUGGCCAUAGUGGCCAGCUCCAAAGAUGGUUUAAUAACUGCUUCUUUAAGGGGUUCCAGGAAGACUUCCUCACAGAGGGAAGCGUUCACCACCCCAUGGAGCUUGUUGCCCAGCUCUGCCCAGCUCGCUUUUAUGAGCUAGGAUGGACAAGGGCUGAGAAGACGGGCUGUUGGUUCUACUUGCGCAAGCAGCCUGUCUACAUCCUCGGAGGUAACAGAGGAUGAGGCUUCCCCAGCUGGUGUGGGAGGAGACAUUUCCAAAUCUGCCCAGUGCUCCACUCUGUGGGAAUGUUGGCAGGAAGGUAGUGCAGUGUAGUGGUUAGAGUAGUGUCAGACUAGAACUAGCGAGACCCCAGUUCCAAGCCCUAGACAUGAAUCGCCAGUCACAGUCUCUCAGCCGAGCUGAGCUUGCAGGGCUGUCAUGAGACUAAUGAGGGGGAGCCAUGCUUGCCACCCUGAGUUUCUUGGAAGGAGAGUGGGUCAGAAUGUAAUUAUUUAUAAUAACAAAAUAAUGGUAGGGUAGAUGGUUGAAAAUAUACUCCAGGCAAAGCACAUUAGUUCACUGGAGAUGCCAAAAGCACAAGCAGCUUUAAAUCUAUUUUUUAAAAUGAAACACAGCAAAUAUAAUCUGUCUUCCUGCAUGGCUGUCCCAGAACUGAUCUACCUCCGUCCAAGUGGAUACAAAGCAAUGUAGGAAGAGUCUACUGCAUGGUGCCUUUAAAUAUUGUUACCCACCCACCCACCACCCCGAUUUCCAAGCCUUGUGAGAUCCAGGGGGCCUGUGUUUCCUUUUGGACAAGGAGGCUCAGCGGAGACUGUGGUGUCUUUAUGUUAUAUGGUUUAUUUGCACAAACAGUGGUGCCUCGGUUUACAAACUUAAUCCGUUCUGGAAGUCCGUUCUUAAACCGAAACUGUUCUUAAACAGAGGCAUGCUUUUCCUAAUGAGGCCUCCCGCCGCCAGACCCCUUCCACCGUUUGGCUUCCGUUCGUAGACUGAGGUAAAGUUCACAAACCGGGACACUACUUCCGGUUUUGCAGAGUUCGUAAACCGAAUACCGUAGUUCGUAAACAGGGCUGUUCUUAAACCGAGGUACCACUGUUUACCAUGGUACCUUGGUUUGCAACAGUUUUGGAUUACAGCCAUUUUGGAUUAGAACCACAUCAAACCCUGAAAUGUGUGUCCCUUUUUUUGGAUUACAACCCUUUUUUUAAUUAUUAUUACAACCAAUUUUUUUUGGGGGGGAGGCCUCAUUGGCGAAAGCAUGCCUUGGUUUACAACCUGCUUUGGUUUACAAUCAGACCUCCGGAAUGGAUUAUGGUUGUAAACCAAGGUAUCACUGUAUACAACCUGGGUUUAGAUGGCGAGAUUGGUCUAGAUGGCAUUCACAUCCCAGGAGGUCCUGUUCCUUCCAGUGCUGCCGUCUCAGAUUCCCAGAGACCCCAAACAUCGUGUCUGACCCUCUGUGCAGCCUAAAACAGACAGCCCCUUUUCUCCUUGCCCCCCACCCCAACUUGCAAAAUUGAUAUUUUUCUCCUGUUUGCUUACAUCAUCCAAACUGCCAACCUGAGACUUCUCCCACUCUGCUCUGGCAUUGUGUUUUGCUAAGUACUUGGAGCGGAAGAUGGGGUACAUAGCCUUGCUGAUGGUUUCUCUCCCUCUCUGUGUCACUUGGUCCAUGACUUGGACCAUGACUUCAGUAAUGGCCUCUUGAUGGUUCUUCUCAAUGGCUCCUCUCCCAGGUGGUCACGGAAAGCUUCCACCUUAACCCAACAAGCACUGAUUCAUUCUAGCUUUUAUUAGACUCAGGAAUUUAGGGGGGAUCUGGCCCCUCACAAACUCACAACAGUGCCAGGGCCCUGGGUUCAAAUCCUCACUCAACCACGAAGCAGUCCCGGGCUCCAUCCAUUCCCCACUGAAGACCAAUCAAAGCGAUGGGCAUCUCAGCUCUUUCCUUUCAUUGGCUCAGUUGUUGCUGGCCUGCUUUUCUGCUUGUGUGGCUAAACAAAAUCCAGGUCAAAGGUGGGGAGGGAGAAUGAACAAAUGCCUGAAUGGUUACCAGCCAGGAGGCUGUUGAUUUAAAUUGCAUAAGGCGGUGUUGGCCAACAGUGUGCUCUCCAUAGGUUUCAGUAUCCAACUCCCAUCAGCCUCACCUGAGCACAGGUGAGGGCUCAGGCUGAUGGAAGCUGUAUCCUCAAACAUCUGGAGGUACUAAAGGUAAAGGUAAAGGGACCCCUGACCAUUAGGUCCAGUUGUGGCCGACUCUGGGGUUGCGGAGCUCAUCUCGCUUUACUGGCUGAGGGAGCCGGCGUACAGCUUCUGGGUCAUGUGGCCAGCAGGACUAAGCCCCUUCUGGCGAACCAGAGCAGCGCACGGAAACACCGUUUACCUUCCUGCUGGAGCGGUACCUAUUUAUCUACUUGCACUUUGACGUGCUUUCGAACUGCUAGGUUGGCAGGAGCAGGGACCGAGCAACGGGAGCUCACCCCGUCACGGGGAUUCAAACCACCGACCUUCUGAUCGGCAAGUCCUAGGCUCUGUGGUUUAACCCACAGCGCCACCCGCGUCCCUUUCUGGAGGUACUAGGCUGGCGUAAAGAAAUAGCACCAGCUGUUUGAGCUUAUCAGGUGUGUUCCCAGCAGGGUCGGAUUUAGGUUUGAUGAGGCCCUAAGCUACUGAAGGUAAUGGGGCCCUUUAUGUCCAUCUGUCCUUUGUCAACAACAAAUUGUCGCUGUUUUUUGUGUUGAAUAUAUGGUAAUUUAUGGACCUAAUAGGUAUCUAAAACCAUUUUAUUUGUUUUUUACCUUAUAUUUUGGAAAUGUACAUCCAGUUUCCCCCCUUUAAAUUGCUUGGGGGCCCCCAAGAGAGUGGGGCCCUAAGCUAUAGCUUGUUUAGCUCAUACGUAAAUCCGGCACUGGUUCCCAGUCAUCAGAAACAGGCCAGCUGUUUAGCCUAUUGGCUCUGAUUUUCUCCACCUUGCAUUGCUAGAGAGAGGAGAAGACGCUCCACUCACUGCAAACCCUUUUUAUCACAUGAUGCAGUUUAAAAGGACCUUGAAAACAAGCCUCAGCUAUUUAAGGUGUAAGUGGGGCUUCUUUUGCAGAGGUUGGAAGGAAUAAAGUUUUGGUUAUUUGCUGCACCCUUGGAAGAGAUCAUCAUGCAGCCCGUGAGUCUUGUAUGUCCAUUUUUGUGGUUGUUAGUAUAGGAGGCAGUUGCUAUUGAAGCUGUAAUACCACCAAGUGCAAUAGAACUAUCCUGGAAAUUUAGAAGGAUUAAUAGGAGGCUUGUUCUCUCUAGGGAAGAGCAUGAUUGUUUCUCAGCUGCUAACUCUUAUAUCUCUGACUUCUAGCCUCUGUUUCUCUGGCUGCUUCUGGGUUCUUUAUUUUAAUUUUUUAUUGAAAGCAUUUCAAUUGAGCAAAAUUAAGUAAAAAAAAAAGUCAUAAAGAGAAAAAGGUGUAUUAUAUCACUAUAUAUGCAAUCAACUACAAUUCCACAAGUGCUUCUCUAGAAUACAGGCAUAUAAAUGUUAUUAUCCAAAUACAUGUAGGGUUAUUUAUAACCAUAUAUUUGUAAAUAUGUUCCAAAUUUCAUUAUACUGCUUCUAAAGUAGGUCCAGAAGCAGCAGCUACCGCAAAAUGCAGCAGGUCAGCUGCUCACUGGGGCAGGAGAAAGGGCGAGAUAUAAAUUCUGUAAAGGACCUAGUAGGAAAACGUGGGAUUUGAGAAGGGUAUUUGAGUGAACAUGGCUAAGUCAUCUAUUUUAUGGUUCACUUACAGUAUUUGUAAAAGGUAAAGGGACCCCUGACCAUUAGGUCCAGUCGUGACCGACUCUGGGGUUGCGGUGCUUAUCUCGCUUUAUUGGCCGAGGGAGCCGGCGUACAACUUCCAGAUCAUGUGGCCAGCAUGACUAAGCCGCUUCUGGCAAACCAGAGCAGCGCACGGAAAUGCCAUUUAUCUUCCCGCUGGAAUAGGAAAUGCCUAUUUAUCUACUUGUACUUCGUGCUUUCGAACUGCUAGGUUGGCAGGAGCAGGGACCGAGCAAUAGGAGCUCACCUCAUCGCAGGAUUUGAACCGCCAACCUUCUGAUCGGCAAGCCCUAGGCUCUGUGGUUUAGACCACAGCGCCACCCGUUUCCCUUACAGUAUUUGUAGGCUGCCCUAAAGCAGAGUUCCUGGAGGCAGCUCAUUCUAUUAACCCUAGUGUUAAAAUUCCUGCACAGGUUCCCUAGCACUGCUCUAACCAAUGCUAUCUAUGCUCUUGUCUGUCUGUCUGUCUAUUGUUGACGGCUUCCUUUUGUUCUCCUUUUGCAGCAACCGCCAAGUCUGCUCGGAGGUCCCUGGGCUCACCUUAUUUCCAGGACAAAGACUGUAAGAGCAUUAAUUUCCCUUCCCCCUUCCCCUCCUGAAUCUCACCCUGCCACCACUGCGGUUGAAAAAUGUCUCUCGUUUCCCUUGCUAUAGGGAGUGGUUGCCACUGAGUUUCAAGUCCUGCAUGGAGACAUGGUCCAGAUAAAAGGAAGGAUCCUGCCAGAUGCCAAAGAGUGAGUAGGGAAGGGGUGGAGCAUCGCCUGUCUCCAGGAACUUGCGUGUAGGCACACUGUGUAAAAGGUCAAGGUAAAGGGACCCCUGACCAUUAGGUCCAGUCAUGGCCGACUCUGGGGUUGCGACGCUCAUCUCGUUUUAUUGGCUGAGGGACAUGUGGUUCCGGGUCAUGUGGCCAGCAUGACUAAGCCGCUUCUGGCGAACCAGAGCAGUGCAUGGAAACGCCGUUUACCUUCCUGCCGGAGCGGUACCUCUUUUUUUAUAAUUUAAAAUAUAACUUUAUUGAAUAAUACAAUCAAAUUUCCAGACAUAUCUGCAAAAAACAUAAUUAUUUACAUAUUUGCCAAACAUAAAGAGUAAGAAGAAACUAAAAAAGAAAAGAUUAGAGAACUGGGCCAAAACAAACAAGAUGAAUUUUAACAGGGAGAAAUGUAAAGUAUUGCACUUGGGCAAAAAAAAUGAGAGGCACAAAUACAAGAUGGGGGACACCUGGCUUGAGAGCAGUACAUGUGAAAAGGAUCUAGGAGUCUUGGUUGACCACAAACUUGACAUGAGCCAACAGUGUGAUGCGGCAGCUAAAAAAGCCAAUGCAAUUCUGGGCUGCAUCAAUAGGAAUAUAGCAUCUAGAUCAAGGGAAGUAAUAGUGCCACUGUAUUCUGCUCUGGUCAGACCUCACCUGGAGUACUGUGUCCAGUUGUGGGCACCACAGUUCAAGAAGGACACUGACAAACUGGAACGUGUCCAGAGGAGGGCAACCAAAAUGGUCAAAGGCCUGGAAACGAUGCCUUAUGAGGAACGGCUAAGAGAGCUGGGCAUGUUUAGCCUGGAGAAGAGGAGGUUAAGGGGUGAUAUGAUAGCCAUGUUCAAAUAUAUAAAAGGAUGUCACAUAGAGGAGGGAGAAAGGUUGUUUUCUGCUGCUCCAGAGAAGCGGACACGGGCAAUGGAUCCAAACUACAAGAAAGAAGAUUCCACCUAAACAUUAGGAAGAACUUCUUGACAGUAAGAGCUGUUCGACAGUGGAAUUUGCUGCCAAGGAGUGUGGUGGAGUCUCCUUCUUUGGAGGUCUUUAAGCAGAGGCUUGACAACCAUGUGUCAGGAGUGCUCUGAUGGUGUUUCCUGCUUGGCAGGGGGUUGGACUCGAUGGCCCUUGUGGUCUCUUCCAACUCUAUGAUUCUAUGAUUCUAUGAAAAGGGAAAAAAACAAAAAGAAAAUGCUGUUUUCCCUAAACAGUAAUUCCAGAGUUACGCUCACACACAUUAUAAAAUACAAAUCUUAAUUGAAAUAUCUUAAAAGACUUCCACCGCCUAAACCACACUUCUUUUGUUAUUUAAUUCUCCUUUACCCCCCCCCCCCCCGUCACGGGGAUUCGAACCUCCAACCUUCUGAUCGGCAAGUCCUAGCCUCUGUGGUUUAACCCACUGUGUGUACAUAGCCCUUAAACGUGCUUCUGAGAGUGGAGAAUCUCUUAUGUAUGCCAGGCAAGCUCUGCCCUGGUCAUGUGUCCAGGACAUAGCAAUUCACACCUGUACCAAGAUCUUAAGCUGAAUGCCGAAGCACCUGGUUUAUUAAAACAGGGCAUGGAAGGGCGAAUCAUGUUCUAAACAAGGAUGCAGAACACAGAUCCUCUCAUGUUUUUUUACCUGAUUUCCUACUACAGCCACACCCUUAAAAUGGAGAGUAAAUUAGAAGAGAGAUUGCAAGAGGGCUGUGCCUGGGUGUAUGGAGAAAACACCCUACUGCACAAAAGUAAAAUGUAUUUGCCUACCUUCUUCUGCCUCUGGCACUGCCUGCUGUUGGCAUGUUACCUAGGAAGGAAUGCAAACCACCUCCCCACUGGGCUUAAACAGGUUCCUCCCACCCUGUGCUGAUGUGUAGAUGAAAUCUUAGUUUCUACCAGCUGGCUAGGGCCGAUGAGAGUUCCCAAAACAUCUGGAGCAGUCUUUCUGAACCUGUGGGUUCCCAGAUCUUGUUGAACUACAACUCCCAUCAGCCCUAGCUAGCAAGGCCAGAGCUCAGGGAUGAUGGGAGUUGUAGUCCAACAACAUCUGGGGACCCACAGGUUGAGAACUGCUGAUUAUUCUGGAGGGUACCAGGUUAUAGUAUGCAGUAGCCAGCAACAAAAUAAACUUGCUCCAUCAGCAUGGCAAGCCCUUCAAAACAUUUGAAGAUGCCUUUCCUAUAGCAUCCUAACUCUCUUGUCUAGAACCUGCGUACCUUGUUGUUGUUGUUGUUGUUGUUGUUGUUUAGUCGUUUAGUCGUGUCCGACUCUUCGUCACCCCAUGGACCAGAGCACGCCAGGCCCUCCUGUCUUCCACUGCCUCCUGCAGUUUGGUCAAACUCAUGCUGGUAGCUUCGAGAACACUGUCCAACCAUCUUGUCCUCUGUCGUCCCCUUCUCCUUGUGCCUUCCAUCUUUCCCAACAUCAGGGUCUUUUCCAGGGAGUCUUCUCUUCUCAUGAGGUGGCCAAAGUACUGGAGUCUCAGCUUCACGAUCUGUCCUUCCAGUGAGCACUCAGGGCUGAUUUCCUUAAGAAUGGAGAGGUUUGAUCUUCUUGCAGUCCAUGGGACUCUCAAGAGUCUCCUCCAGCACCAUCACUCAAAAGCAUCAAUUCUUUGGCGAUCCUGCCUACCUUACUUGGUCCCAUUAACCAAGUUGCCUUCCCAUAGCCCCCUCAUCUUCAGCAGGGGGAUGUUGGCCUUCCUUACAAGGCUGUUGUAAAUUAUGUAAUGGUGAAUGUGGGAUACAGGGAUAUUGAUGUUGAGUUAAGUAAUUUAAGAAUUACAGGGAUUGGCAGACACAUUAUGCAGAUCUUGGGCUCCAUCCUGACACCUCAUUGGUCUAUAACAAGCUCCAGGUAGAUAAUUCCUGAGUGAAUCUCUGCAACCAUGAGUACUAGAACCGUGCUUUAUUUUUAAUUUUUAAAGUGUUUGCAUGAAGCCCAAAUCCAGCACAGUAUAUGAAUUUGAGGUGGGUUUAGGCUAUAGGCCUGGAUCCCCUUCUAAUUCUUGGAUCCAGAAUGGAUACAAUUCCUAGACUAGCCAGGCAAGAUUCCUGGUUAUUCCUAAUGGCCCACUGUGGGUUAAACCACUGAGCCUAGGGCUUGCCGAUCAGAAGGUCGGCGGUUCAAAUCCCCAUGACGGGGUGAGCUCCCGUUGCUCGGUCCCUGCUCCUGCCAACCUAGCAGUUCGAAAGCACGUCAAAGUGCAAGUAGAUAAAUAGGUACCGCUCUGGUGGGAAGGUAAACAGCGUUUCCGUGCGCUGCUCUGGUUCGCCAGAAACUGUAUGCCAGCUCCCUUGGCCAAUAAAGCGAGAUGAGCGGCGUAACCCCAGAAUCAUCCGCGACUGGACCUAAUGGUUAGCGGUGCCUUUACCUUUACCUAUGGGUCGUUCAGGUAGCAAAGGAAGUGGCUCGGUGCCAGAGGGCAAAUGGGUGUUUCCCAACCCCCCCCCCGCCCAAGUCGCUGGUAGUUACAAAGACAAAGACUGGAAGAGAGAGUUGAGUUAUGUGACCUAGAAGCUAGAAGCAGCAGGCUGGGAAACCAGGGAGAUAGAGCUGUGCCUGAUUUCUGCUUGAAUCCAAGGCUGCAUCUAAGCGGGAAGCAAAGGGGUUGUUAAUGUGAACCUUAUUUAUUUGUUUGUUUGUUUGUUUGUUUGUUUGUUUGUUUGUUUGUUUGUUUAUACCCCGCCCAUCUGGCUGGGUUUCCCCAGCCACAGAACACUAAAAUCCAAUAACCUAUUAAACAUUAAAAGCUUUCCUAAACAGGGCUGCCUUCAGAUGUCUUCUAAAAGUUUGGUAGUUAUUUUUCUCUUUGACAUCUGGUGGGAGGGCGUUCCACAGGGUGGGUGCCACCACCGAGAAGGCCCUCUGCCUGGUUCCCUGUAACUUGGCUUCUCGCAGUGAGGGAACCGCCAGAAGGCCCUCGGCGCUGGACCUCAGUGUCCAGGUGGAACAAUGGAGGUGGAGACACUCCUUCAUAGGUUUAGGUUGUAUAUAUGUGCAAAUAAACCAUAAAGGCAGUUCAGUCUCUGCUGCACCUCAUUCUGAAGGAAAAGCGAACCCUGGUAAGCGCUUGAAACCCCUGGAAUCUCACGCCCUUCAGACGUUGAGGUGGCAUGUAAAAAUGUUCUCAAUAUUCUCAUAGCAUGGCAAGCAUGUGAACUUAGGAGAAGGGCCCUGUUGUUGUUUUUGGUGCUGAAGUCCAGUAAGCCUCUCACGUUUGCUAUUCUUGUUUCUUUCAUAACUUUCAAACCUCUUCAAGAUUUGUUGUGAAACUGGGCCAAGACCCUGAGAACCUCGUUCUUCACUUCAACCCGCACUUUGACCCCCAGAAGUGCCGGAACACCAUUGUAUGCAACUCCAAGGAAAAUGGGCUGUGGGGGGAAGAGGAGGAGAGCAUCUCCAAGUUCCCUUUUGAGCAAGGCGGCAGAGUUCAGGUGAGGUCUUAGCAGUAGAUCAAAUGGAGCCAGGCAGGCAGCCAGCUUCUCCUGGAGUUCCCUGUGGAGGGAGGAACAUCUGUAGCCUUCCAGAUGACAUUAUAAUCCCAGCUCCCAUAAGCCUUGGCUAGCAUGGCUGAUGGUCAGGCAUGAUGGGACCAACAGGCCAACAACGUCUGGAGGGGACGACGACACAGGUUUACUUUCCCUGGCACAUGCAAAAGUGGGAUGCCUCCAUGUUUUAUAGGAGGGUUCAUUUUAUAUGGGCAGAACAACUGGAAUGCCAGUGUUGGGGGACCUGGCCUGUCUGAACAACAGUUGCGUCCCACUUUUAAUUACAAGGGCUCGCAAAUGAAAUGAUCAUCGCCUUUGUUUUGUGGAUGCUUAUGAAUUCCAUGUGUUUUUAUUACGAUGCUUUUAAAAAAUAAAAAUAUAAAAGCCUAUGCUUAUCAAUCAAGAUCCUUUAUUAGGCAUAGCAAACCACACAUUAUCAAACAGACACCGUAUACAAAUUGUGCAACAUACGAGCUCAACAUAACAAGGUUUGUCCGGGUCAGAUCUUUAACCCCAGAGAAAAUCAAUUUGCAUAAAUAAUACAAUACAGCACUACCAAAUCCCCAAUCAGUUAAGAACCACUAAUUCUCUUUAUAAUGACCCAGCCUCUCUACAUGGACAGCACUCAAAAAUUCAGCCACUAUUAAAGUAAUUUGUUCAUUCCUGUCUGAAAGCAGGUCCUGAACCGCUGGUGGCAUAGAAAUCAGCCUAUUGAGUUGUAAGGUCUCUAAUAAUUGUCUUCUGGCAUAAAUGCCAAAAUCACAAGAAAAGAAAAUAUGCUCCAAAGUAGCCUAUGCUUAUACACUUACAUAUAUAUAUUGCAAGUCAGGUAGAGACGUUUUUGGUACAAGUGACUCUUACGUAAAAAUGUGGCUGUCUUGGUCCUUGGGCUUUGAUGUACAAUGGUACCUCGGGUUACAUACGCUUCAGGUUAUAUACGCUUCAGGUUACAGACUCCGCUAACCCAGAAAUAGUGCUUCAGGUUAAGAACUUUGCUUCAGGAUAAGAACAGAAAUCGUGCUCCGGCGGCGCGGCAGCAGUGGGAGGCCCCAUUAGCUAAAGUGGUGCUUCAAGUUAAGAACAGUUUCAGGUUAAGAACGGACCUCCGGAACGAAUUAAGUACUUAACCCGAGGUACCACUGUACAGUCAUACCUCAUGUUACGUCCGCUUCAUGUUACGUUCUUUCAGAUUACGUCCUGAGGCAACCCGGAAGUACCAGAAGGAGUUACUUCCGGGUUUCGCCGCUCGCGAUGUGCAGAUGCGCCGCUGCGAGUUGCGCUCUUUUCAUGUUGCAAACGGGCCUCCAGAACAGAUCCCGUUCGCAACCAGAAGUACCACUGUACUACAGACUCAUCAGCAGUGGAAAAGCCUUGGGGGUCAAAGCAGCCUUUUGUGCUGUUGUCAGGAAAGGGAAACCCAGAAUGGCCAACUUGCACUGUCGAAAACAGUGACUGCCAUUCCUUUAGAAUCAUAGAAUUGUAGAGUUGGAAGGGACCCCAAGAGUCAUAUAUUCCAACCCCUUCAAUGCAGGAAUCUCAACUUAAAGCAUCCAUGACAGAUAGCCAUCCAACCUCUGCUUAAAAACCUUCAAGGAAGGAGAGUCCACCACCUCCUGAAGCAGACUGUUCCAAUUUUAGAAGUUAAAAUGUUGCCAGGUCAUUUAAAAAACGGUUCAGUGUCCUGCGUUGACGCCUCCCUCUCUGCUUCUUGCAGCUUUCCUUCGCAUUCCUUACUUCUGAGAUUAUGGUGCUCCUGGACGACAAACAUGAGAUCUCCUUCCCCAACCGGCUGGGCCUGAGGGUCCUUGAAUACAUGGCGGUGGAAGGAGGCUUCAGAAUCAGAGCCCUCAGAUUCCUCGAAUCUUGA
Molecule: messenger RNA, 21290 nt
Organism: Podarcis lilfordi (Lilford's wall lizard)
Lineage: Eukaryota; Metazoa; Chordata; Lepidosauria; Squamata; Lacertidae
Source: the annotation of a GenBank genome assembly